Sabethes cyaneus is the source of this 753-nucleotide messenger RNA. Its product is annotated as zinc finger protein 888-like. The transcript is spliced from 2 exons. Gene Ontology annotation, molecular function: DNA-binding transcription factor activity; RNA polymerase II cis-regulatory region sequence-specific DNA binding. Bases 1 to 753 code for a protein of 250 amino acids. The record is from RefSeq and is a predicted model, not a curated record. Gene Ontology annotation, biological process: regulation of transcription by RNA polymerase II. NCBI's taxonomy places the organism in Eukaryota, Metazoa, Arthropoda, Insecta, Diptera, Culicidae.
AUGGUUCGGGCUCAUCUCAAACAAAUUAAAACAAUCUUUAAGGAGCAACGAGCAAAACAGGACCACGCUGCCUUGGGUAAAGAAUAUGAUUCACUAACCGUAUUGAACGUGAUUAAGACUGACAUUAAAAAUGAAAAUGAAAUUACCGCAUCCAGUAUCAGCGAAGAUGAUCCGCCGUUGACAGGCUUCGCGCCGAAGGACACAUCCACCGAAACCGCACACCGACGUGGACGAAAACCCAAAGAUCAGCCGGAGUUUAUGCCGCAACUUUGCGACUUCUGCGGCAAACGGGUGUGCGGCGAAGCCGCCGAAGGUCACAAAAACCAACAUUUGGGAAUACGGCCAUACCCGUGUCCGGUGGCCGGAUGCAGUCUUGUGUUUCACGGCCGCUACAACCGAUUGCGUCACGUCAAACGAAUGCAUGGCGAGACGGGAGUCGAAGUGCACGCCUGUCACCUGUGCGGUAAGACCAUUCGUGGCCCAAGGCGGGCGCUAAAGUACCACCUGCAACGGCACGAGCAAAACCAGCGGGCCGAGAAGGCCUUCCUCUGUCAGAUAUGCGGAAAAGGUUUCGCCCUUCAACGCUAUCUAGCGCAGCAUUCCGUUGUGCAUUCGGGAGAGUUCCCGCACAAAUGCGGGUACUGCCAUAAGAAGUUCAACAACAAAUGGGGAAUGCGCACGCAUGAGAAAAACAUCCACGAAAAGCGAAAUCAUGUUCCUUUGGACUUUGGGCAGAACACUAAAGCAAAAUAA